This is a messenger RNA of Baudoinia panamericana UAMH 10762, 1745 nucleotides long. RefSeq lists its product as uncharacterized. The record is from RefSeq and is a predicted model, not a curated record. NCBI's taxonomy places the organism in Eukaryota, Fungi, Ascomycota, Dothideomycetes, Mycosphaerellales, Teratosphaeriaceae. Bases 484 to 1554 code for a protein of 356 amino acids. The transcript has 3 exons.
GUUCAAGGGUCCCCGGCUGUUGCAUGGUGAGCUUUCCGUAGUUCGUCUUCCAAGCUCAACUGACUUCAGUUGAGACGGAAUGAUUGGCCAGCCAUCCGUUUGACUGAUCCACUUGCUUGUUCGGCCGCCCUCUUGUAGCUUCCUUGCUUGUGUCUUUCAACGUGGCCAUUAGCUUGCAUUGGUCUCGCAUGCACUGCAUAUGUGCGGCACGAGUGAGAGCGAUGAGGGGCAAACGAGGUGACACAGCUGCGUAGAAAGCCAGAGGUAGGUGACAACAAGCGACGCAAGAGUUUCUUAGGAUACACGAGCCAGAACACCACGCGGCUCAAGUGCGACUGUGUGUAUCCGUCGGAAUAGCAAGGAGGUCAUUUCGUCUGCAACAGACCGAAAACUGUAGCCCUCAGCGGAGUUGACCCUCUCCAAGACUCGCACGACUGCCCAGACCAGACGACCCGAGUAUAAGGAUCCGACUACCGCAGCAGCAUGUCACAAGUGCGAGGCUGUCACCUCAUAGGCAGCGUGCCGCUUCCCGACACGGAGACCGUACUCCGCCAAUGUACUUCCGCCCUUCCUCAUCGAUUGAAGCGCAUCCCUGAUGGCGAGACGGGCUUCCGCAACUUGUUUACCACAUGGCAGUCUUUGAUGUUCCACGUCAGCCCGGAGCUAUGCGUCAAAUUCGAGUAUAACAGGCCUGUACCUGCUGGCGAAUUCUCCCAGCAGCAGGUAGACGAGGGCAUAGAGAAGCUAGAAAAAGCCGCACCGCUUGAUACUGGUUAUGAUAAGGUCGGCAUCGAGAGUUAUGGUGUCUUUAAGAAGCUUAAGGAUGAAGGUGUGAUUGCCAAAGACACAAGGUUCCAGGUGUCCAUGGCGACACCGCCAAACGUCCUCAGCCCCUUCGUGGAAGCCCCGUUUCAAGCGAGAGUCGAGCCGCUGUACCAGGAUGCAUUGUACCGCAGCAUGCGCACGUUGCAGGAGAAGAUUCCGCAUCAAGAUCUUGCAAUUCAGAUCGAUCUUGCCGUUGAUACGGCGUUCUGGGACGGCUUCCCAUGGUUCAAGCCAUGGUUCGGCGAUGGCAAUAUGGACAAGAUCAAGGCGUACAUAGUGGACUACACCGUUCGCAUGAUUGGCCAGGUGGACAAGGAUGUUGACGUCCUGAUACACAACUGCUAUGGUGACAUGGAGCAUCGACACUGGAUCGAGCCAAUUUCUCUAGCUUCAGUGACAGAGCGCGGCCUCCGCAUAUUUGAGAAGACACCCCACAACAUUGAUGGCUUCCACGUGCCGGUGCCGAAAAGCGCCAUGGACAACCUAGAGAAGUAUCUUGAGCCGCUCAAGCAGCUCAUUCCGAAGUUCAAGGAGCACAACACCGAUCUUUACCUCGGCGUGAUCCACUACAACGAUCGAGCAGCAACCGACAAGAUGAUUGCGGCUGCCAAGAACGUCUUGGACUAUCCAUUCGGCGUUGCAACGGAAUGCGGCAUGGGGCGUACACCACCCGAGGAGAUCAAAGACAUACUGCAGUUGUCUUGCGAAGUGUCAGAGCCUGUCUUUUGAGUUGUGCCGAACGUGGUGAUCGUGGCUUCACUGCAUGUUUAAAGCGAGCAUAUACGAAGCUGCUAUAACAGUCGGCAUGCUGGAGGUAUUUGUUCUUGGCUUGAUGCACUAGGAUGAUACCAGCUUAUCUCAAGCAAAUGUUGAUUACGUUAACCAGUCAAGGCGACCCAACUAUACGUUACAGCCUACUC